Messenger RNA from Aegilops tauschii subsp. strangulata, 1356 nucleotides. Lineage: Eukaryota; Viridiplantae; Streptophyta; Magnoliopsida; Poales; Poaceae. The record is from RefSeq and is a predicted model, not a curated record.
AUGGAGGUGGAGGCAGCGAGUGGCAGCGCCAGCGAGAGCAGGUGGUCGAAGCUGGGAACAUCGCUUCCCGUCACUAACGUCCAGGCGCUGGUGGCAUCCGCCGGCGAGCUGACGGUCGACAAGAUCCAACGGUAUAUCCAGCCGGACAUCGACGCACACGCCGUCCUCCCCGAGCUGUCCGACGACGUUCCGGUGAUCGACAUCAGCAAGCUCCUGAGCCCCGAGUCCGCUGAAGCGGAGACCGCAAAGCUCAGAUUUGCCUGCGCGGAGUGGGGCUUCUUUCAGGUACGUCACUCGAGGGCCAAUAUUAGCCGACCAUUCGACCCGGACGAUUCCCAGGUCCGCAGCGAUGUGAACGGCAUGAGACAUGGCAGAGAUCUCAGCUGCAAAAGGAUUAGUGAUGUGCUCCUGCCUGCCCGCCCGGGCAAAGGCCAGAUUGCCAUCUUUUGUUCUUACCACCACUCCCCAUCCUGCAUGAUUCUGGCCUGGGACGAAAGACCCGUCCACAUUGAUCUUGUAGUCUGCUUGGGACGGCGGCCGCCACUUGUCGGGUACAGGCUUGUCCGCUGGCUUCCCAAAGAUCUCCAGGAACUCGAGCACACUGCUCCUCGUGUGGCGCGCCACUGUGUCCGCAGCCAAAGGCAUCUCUCCCUGACGAAGCUUGUUGCGGUUAGACCACCACAGCCACCAGAAUUCAUAAUGGGGAUAGAGCAGGGCAUUCAAAAGUUCUUUCGACUCCCCUUGGAAGUUAAGAAUGCAUAUGCUCAACAACCAGGGGAUCUUCAAGGUUAUGGCCAGGCGUUUGUUGUCUCUGAUGAUCAAAAGCUAGAUUGGGCUGACAUGUUGGCUCUCUUCACCCAACCACCCCAAGCUCGCGAUAUGAGUUACUGGCCAAGUCAACCUCAUACUUUCAGGAUGAGCUACUACCCUCCAUGCACGUCAACACCAGAAAAGGUUCUAGGCUUCUCACCACAUUCUGAUGGAUCUUUUCUAACUAUUCUGCUCAAAGUUAAUUCAGUUCAAGGCUUACAAAUUAGAAGGCAUGGUGCGUGGGUUCCCGUGAAACCACAUUCUAAUGCACUGUUGGUGAAUGUGGGCGACCUUCUUGAGAUCAUGACGAAUGGGAAGUACAAGAGCAUUGAGCACAGGGUCACCAUCAAUGCCCACAAGGAGCGAUUAUCUAUAUCAGCAUUUCACAUCCCAAAUUAUGACGGAAUUAUUUCACCAAUUUUGGGAACUACAGGAGAGAAGAUGUUAUACAAGACAGUGAAAGUAGAAGAGUAUGCAAGACUUUAUUUCUCAAACAAACUAGAAGGAAAGAGAGCCUUGGAUUAUGCGAAGUUACCCAAAAUUUAA